Molecule: messenger RNA, 5339 nt
Organism: Alosa alosa (allis shad)
Lineage: Eukaryota; Metazoa; Chordata; Actinopteri; Clupeiformes; Clupeidae
Gene: bcl3
Product: BCL3 transcription coactivator
Exons: 10
Coding region: 2796-4757 (653 amino acids)
Molecular function (GO): protein binding
Source: RefSeq, a predicted model, not a curated record
UAGAAAUAGCAACAUAAAGUGAAGAAAUUAACCAUUUUGAUGUAGUGUCAAAAACGCCUAUUCACUGUGCUGCCCUGAUAUCCACUAAAAUAUUUGGAGGAAAACAAGCCAGGCAGGCUUUCUCUCUUGUAAUACCUUGAUAGCACCUCAAUGAUGUUCAAUACAGUGUUAAUGGAAGAGUGCUUUUGGUGUAUUCAAUUCCUACAUAAUUCUUCACAUAGCCCCUUUUGAGGGUUAAAAAAUGCAGAAGAAGAUGUACACAAAUGAAGACAAAAAAUAAUAAUACUGAUGUCUUAAGUUAAAUGAUAAUAAAUGUGACGGCUGUGCCCUGCUUAUGAAGGCAGACCAAAUGGAAAGCACUGAUCAGUUGGAAGAAGACAAAAAUGAAAUGAAACAAUUCUUGGCGGAAAGAGGGGAAAAUACAAUAUCAUUCUGUUUUGUCUACUGGAUUAUUUUCUGACUACGCCACUCAAUGAUGAUGUGCUAUUAUUCAUUGCAUGGUGACCGGCCCUAGUGAACCGAGAUGUCAUAUUAUCAAUAAAUUAUCAAUAAGUUGAUUAAUGACAUGAAGGAGAUAAUACUUUGUUUUUAGUUGAGUAGAAUUUCAGAUAAAGCGCAGUGCAGUAGUGCAGUAUUGUUGUCAAACCAGCAUGAGGCACCAAUUCACACAAUGGGAUUAAACCAAACCUUUUUGUGGACUGUGGACCCACUAACUAGCCACAUUUAUGGGUUUUGUACCUUCACUGGUCAUGUACAAUCAUGGCUGACAUGCAAUAAAGAAAGAUCCUGUGUUACUAACUGCCAGUUGUGUACAAGAGUGCUGUAUUUUAGGGACUUUAAACUCACACCCUCACUUUCUGUUACCCGUUCCAUUCACUGAUGAUUGGGAGGAAAGUCCCAAACUGGCCCAGGUAACAAGACUCCUACACUAAGACAGGGGAUCCUUUCUAACAUCUGCGAUCUUAGUGAUUUGAUGAAUGGGCUAUUUUUUUUAACAACAUGCUGUUGCAUAUAUACAUACAAUAACCAUGUUUGAUAUUUAAAUUGUUUGUCUGGUCCUUUGUGGGGGCUGGAUGUAGGGCUGCAAUAGAUUGAGUUUAUAUCUGGAAAGCAGUAAAAUCCCUUAUUGUAAGUGUACAGGGCCAUCUCACUAAAAUAUUUCAAGUGUGCAUACUUCCAACUAUGAUUAUUUGAAGUCAGUAUUUUGCCACAGUAUGUGGUAUUCUCCCACUACUUUGCACAUAUAGGCUACAUGAUAUCGGUACAGGUUUAUAAAUACACAAAUAGUUAUGCAAGUAUUACAAACUGUGGCAUACAGUAAAUGUUUGAUUUCACCGCACAUCCCAAUUAAAAAGACAUUGUUAAACUGAAUCCCUCUAUGGUAAUGUAUCAUUCAACUAUCCAUUCAGGGUCCAUGUUCGAAAGAAUAAAACACUAUACUUGACAAAACAAAUGCAGAGCCUCUUCUACCAAUGAAGCACACCUCACCUCUACCUUCAGCAUUCCCAGAGAAACUUCAAUCAGGGUUUGUUUGCCCCCACUUUGUUUCCAGUUUUCGAAGCCUGGGCUACCUACAGAGACUGUUUACACAGAAUGGGCAGCUAGCGGCCAUGUGAUGAUUACUGAAUGUGACAAAAAAAGGGUAUAGGCUUGAAAUCCUGUACGAUUGCAGACUAGCCUACUGUUAAGUCAAAUCUCCUCAAGGGCCAAUAGGCCCUAACAGAAGGACCCCCACAGGGAAGACAUAGGCUACUCAAAAUGAGGGGUAGCCUAUUGCAGUUAACAUUUAAAUAUAAUUUGGAAUAAAAAUGUAAUGCGUUAUUUUUUUUUACUUUAAAUUAACGAUGUAGCCAUUACUUGUAAUGAAUUCAGUUUAAGGACACAGCCUGCCAAACAACAAUACUAAGAGAGAUCCCACCUUGUUCAAGAAACAGGCCUGCAGAUCAGGAGGUUAGAGCCCAAUAGAGACAGAAAGCAAAACUAAACGUUAUCAAUGGUCUGGCACAAGGGCCAUGGGACAACUUGCAAUCACCAAUAAAAUUGGUAGAGGGUAACAUGAAAUAACUCAUAUACGAGCAGGACGUGACUAUCUAGACUGCUUGCAAGUUCUGAGUGGCACUGCGCGCUUCCGGGUUGGAAACGGGCCACAGCCGACCAAAAUAGACCGGAGACCGUCAAACACAUUUAGCUGAAAUAUGCCCAUUCACAACAAAUGCCCGUUGGUCUCUACAGUUUACAGCAAAAGACCACAUGUUGGUAUGUUGGUUUAGGUAUGUCCCUCUCUUGUUUUAGAAGUCAUCGAAUAGGGUAGUUUUAUCGCAAACGAUUAAAUGAUAUUGCAUUAUUUGUCCAAGAACGUUCGCCUAUCAGUUUCAAAGUUGCACUUAAUUUGCGAAGGGGAAGGCCCUUAACCAUAUUUUUUUAAUGGGGUAAGGGGGGUGGGGUGGGGUGGUAGGCUACUUCAUCAACUGACUUCUUGGUUUUCAUUUGACCGUACGAUGAGCGAGCGAGGUGGUGACUUCCCUGCGCCUCCUCCUGCACCUAACGUCACUCAGACUGUCUUUGGAAAGUGUCAGAAAUGAAAAUGACCGUGCAGUUUUCAUUCUGCUGAUAGCGUUUGCAACCUUUACGCACGUGCUGCUGUUUUAAAACUGAUUAAGUGUUUCAGGAUGACAUUUGAGGUAGAUGGAGUUUACAGAUAAUUCCCUCACCUGGUUGUUACCUUGCGGACCUGGACAUUUUGCACUGGCGCGAAGGAGCUGAGGCGGACGAACAGGGGACUUCAGUGUCAUCUUAUGAUACGAACUGUCUACAUGCCCCAAAUCAUGACAAUGAGUUGCCAACAGACUUUAUCAGCGGUACCUCUGGAUCUACGGACCUCGACCAGAGGACGUGAAAGCAAUGUUGACAACACAGCGAGUGACAGUGCUGAAGUGAAAGCGGAGAUACCGGUAAACCAGCAAGACUGUAUUAAUGGAUCGCGGACCGCUACCCCUGCUCCUGACCAUCAAGUACUGGCACUUCAAAUGACGCCACAUCUUAAAGACCGUACAAUUCCGGACAAGAAUGUGUGUACAAACAACUCAGACUCUGCUUUUGUCCAGGUUCGCGUAAAGCCCGAGUUGGUUGCGGACAACUCAGUUGCUGCUAAAUCACAGGACGCAUCAACUUCAAGGCUUCCCUUCAGGAAGCGUCCGUAUCCUGGUGGAUCGGAGUCUCCAGCUCAAUCAAGCCCAUUUUGCUCAAAAGAUUCUGCAAACGGCGCAAAAUCUCCUAAACUUGCUACAAAUGUAUUGAAAACAACCGACCAUUAUGAAGUUCAGGACGCGUUUGGACGUGUAAUGGCACAAGACAUCAUUAGUGGUUCCAGGCAGUUGGACCCCUUAAUCCUCCAUCCCUGUGCAUUGGCCUGGUCUGUCGUACCUCAUGGACCCAGAGCACCCCCCGCCCCCUGGCAAGUCCAGAUGGAACGGCUGCACGCUGAUGUUGCCCUAGCCACACAACAAGACGAUGACGGAGACACGCCUCUUCAUAUAGCUGUGGUCCAAGGUCAGGAGCAGAUGGUCCACAGACUGAUACACAUUCUAAAAUGGGCGAAGAAAGAUGUGGACAUCUACAAUAACAUGAGACAGACUCCACUGCACUUGACUGUCAUCACUGGCAACGUGGACCUCGUGAAGGCUCUGCUGAGGGCAGAUGCUGACCCUGGUGCCCUGGACCGCAAUGGUCAGACCACUCUCCACCUGUGUUGUGAAUACAACCAGGCCUCCUGCCUCUCAGUCAUCCUCUCCCACCCCUCUGGCUCUGUCUUGUCCUGGCUGGAGACCCGCAACUAUGAGGGGCUCUCUCCUCUCCACCUGGCUGUUCAGAGUGGAAACCAGGAACCAGUUAAACUGCUGCUGAAGAACGGCGCAGACAUCAAUGCAGUGGACAACAAGAGUGGUCGAAGCCCACUCAUGCAUGCGGUGGAGGCCAACAGCAUGGAGAUGGUCAACCUGCUCAUUGAGUGUGGCUGUGACGUAAAUGCCCAAUCCUACAGUGGCAACACGGCUCUGCACAGUGCCUGUGGUCGGGGCUACGUAGAGGCAGUGCGGACCCUGCUGAAAAAUGGAGCCGACAGCAGCCUGAAGAACUACCACAACGACACGGCAGUUAUGGUGGCAAAAAACAAGAGAGUCACAGAUGUGCUCCGAGGGAAGGGUUCACGGACCAUACCGACCAGAACUGACAUCCAGAGUUCUGUGCAUUCCCCUCAACACAAUACAUCGCUUCCAAAGCAGUUCAGCAUUAAUGGGUCUGCAUCUCCAAGGCUUGUUGGGUGUUUGCCUGUGGCUUCCCAACACACAGGCUCUCAUUCUCCCUUCACGCCGGUGACACACUCCCCUCUUGGCCCAGCAGCAGACGGUCUGUCGAGCCGACAGUCUUCUGUCGAGGUCAAGGAAAGAGUGUUACUGCAGAAGAACUUAGGACAUCACAGUGUGGUCCGAGAGAACCACUUUUCUCCAUGGACACCCCAGUCAUUGUUUUCCUUCUUCCCAGGCUACACACAACAGCUGAGCUCACAGAUGCCUCCUCAUUCAGUGUAUCCAGCUGGUCUACCUGGACUAGUCUUGCCCAGUGGCCAUCCUCCACAGAUUCCAUUUUUUCCAAGAUCUCAGAUUGACCAGUCACGGUCCUCAAGUCGUAGCAGUGACCAGUCGGAUGUAUCUACAAUGAGUGUGAACAGUGAUAGCAAAGGGGAGAGCUGCCUGGACUAAUCAGCUAAAAUUAAUAUUCCCUUUUCGUGACAACUGAGGUUUCCAAACUGAUUUAAUUUUUGAGUGAAGAUGUCCUGAAGAAUGCUUUGAGAACAAUGAACAGUCUACACUGGUUUUAUUUUACCCCCCGAGUAUGUGAUUGGAAUCAAUAUACAAUGUACUUAGACCAUGCGAUUCCGUAAUUGUAAAUAAUGUAAAUGUUAAACAAGGAUGCACUGUCUGAUCAUAAAGCACAAUAAUACCCAGACAAACAAAAUGCAUGACCAGGAAAUUGUUUCUUCUGAUAAUAUUGUUUCCUCCUUACUCUCUACCAAAUACAACAUUUUUAGAGGGUACAAUAAAGGGUAUAGUUACAGUAUAUGAGCCAUGAAACUAGAAGAAUGAAUGUAUUUGUUUUAACCUACAAAAAUAACUUGUUGCAUGAGGCAGAGGUACGAUGGAAGUCAAAGAGAGGGAAAAGGCUUUCAGUUUUAUAUAGAGGCUACAAAAUAUUUCAGAAACUUUAUGCUGAUGUGAAUGUAGAGUGAGUGCACCAAUAUGUAAACCACCACAUUUGAAAUAUAGCAUUUUUCCCUCUUUGCA